Messenger RNA from Colossoma macropomum (tambaqui), 3050 nucleotides. RefSeq names its product bone morphogenetic protein 3 (gene bmp3). Gene Ontology annotation, cellular component: extracellular region. The record is from RefSeq and is a predicted model, not a curated record. Gene Ontology annotation, biological process: BMP signaling pathway; SMAD protein signal transduction; osteoblast differentiation. NCBI's taxonomy places the organism in Eukaryota, Metazoa, Chordata, Actinopteri, Characiformes, Serrasalmidae. Gene Ontology annotation, molecular function: cytokine activity; growth factor activity.
CCCUCCCUCCCCCCCAGCACGACUUCCAGCAGCACUGCUCAGCUCACACGAGCAGAUCCACUCCAGUCUCAUCCAGCAGGAGCCCGGCUGCUUAUCUGUUAACCAGCAUCAGCGAUUCGUCCGCUCUGAGACGCAGCUGCGCUUUUGCAACUCGCGCUCAUGUGAUGCGCUCAGCGGAGAGAGAGACGCACUUUGGAGCCUCAGUCUAGAGCCUAGAUCAGACCCUGCGAGCGGCUGAAGGGAGCGAAGCAUGGAUCCGUGUCAGCGCCUGCUCGUCCUCCUCCUCUUGGGCUGGAGCUGCCUGAGCUGUGGAUUGUGUGCCAUGCUGAAAGAUCACUUCGCCGGACUGGCCCAGGACGCGGAUUUGGGCCACUCGAAGAAAACGGCGCAGGACACGGUGUCCGAGCACAUGCAGAUGCUCUACGCCAAAUACAACAGCGCAGGCUUUCCGCUCAAGGACGGGAAUACAGUCCGCAGCUUUAAAGCCCAACCGGGCACCAUCAACAAGAAACAUCUUCAGAUCUUCAACCUAACGUCCCUGGCCAAAUCAGAGGAUGUUCUGUCAGCAACUCUGCACUACUACAUCGGUGACCUGCAGAACAGCAGCCGCAGCUGCUCGAGGCCUAAGAGCUGCCACCACGGCCUCCGACGGCAAGCUCACAUUCACCUCAGCAUCUGGAGUUUCGCCUCCAUGGACAACAGUACCAGGACUCUUGGCCACUUCCUUAUUAAUAUAUCGUCUACAUACCGGGACUUUAUAUCCUGGCAGUGGAAGGACAUCACCCGGGUGGUCAACCAAGCCAAACAUCACCAUGAGCUUCUGAUCGGCAUCGCAAUCGAUUCCCAGGGACGGCAACCUCGGAAGAAGUUCCUGUUCGACCGUAAACCAUACAUCUUGGUUUACGCCAAUGAUUCGGCCAUCUCUGAGCCUGAGAGUGUGGUGACCACACUUCAGAGACACAAAGGAAGCUUAGUGCCUGGUCUUCACAAACUCGGACUACGCAACCGCAAUAGCUCUUCGCUGCACAGGACGAAGCGCUCAGCCAACAUUCUUCUGCCACUGCAGAACAACGAGCUGCCAGGUCCUGAGUACCCCUACAAGAUCCACACCUGGGACGAGACCAGUCCGUAUGACCCCAUCGAGAGCAAGCCAGCCAAGCGGCCCCGCAAGAAACCUCGCAAGAAACAGGGUCACAAAAACCCGCUGCUGCAGUUCGACGAGCAGACCAUAAAGAAAGCGAGGAAGAAGCAGUGGAACGAGCCAAGGAACUGCGCCCGCAGGUAUCUGAAGGUGGACUUUGCUGACAUUGGAUGGAGUGAAUGGAUUAUCUCCCCCAAGUCGUUUGAUGCCUAUUACUGCUCAGGAUCCUGUCAGUUUCCAAUGCCCAAGUCUCUGAAACCUUCGAACCACGCCACCAUCCAGAGCAUUGUCCGGGCGGUAGGUGUGGUUCCUGGCAUUCCAGAGCCGUGCUGCGUUCCUGAGAAGAUGUCCUCCCUCAGCAUCCUCUUCUUCGAUGAGGACAAGAACGUGGUCCUCAAAGUCUAUCCAAACAUGACAGUGGACUCCUGCGCUUGCCGAUAAUGCCUUAUGCUUUUUGCCCGCCAAACUCUUCACCCCCUCAUCUGAUCCCCAUUUUGCACUGGACGAGAGACUACACCCCCGUAGCUACCUGAAGAUGAUUUAUUCCAUGAACAAAUUUUGAGGAUGUCUGUCUGUGUUUGGAAGCUGGAGGUCUGAAGAGCAAGGUUCUUCAUUAUCAAGAAUUAUGCAACUCACUGAACACAAAGCGGUUCUCUAUUGAGAUGGUGGUUAUAUAUGUUCUAAGAGACCUCUUUUCUGAGCUCCACUUGGACGAAUAGCUUUUUGUUGUUGUUGUUGUGUCAAGGAUCUAAGGACAAACUUUUGCUGUCAACCAGUAUGAAUUUGUACAGUUUUUCUUUGCGCUCACAAUAAUGCUGUUACUAUUAUGUCAUGUUUACCAUACAUAUUAGCAAUUUACCUUUAAUAAUCUUAUCUAUUGCUGCUAUACAAGAAGAGGUAUAUUUUAUUCCAGUGCUAAAAUGUGGUUGAUAAGAUUUUCUGUAUUCUGAUGCAGUCAUCAGCAACUAACUCUUAACUGUGCAUUAAUGACUCAGUAAGCUAUUCAUAUUAAAGUUUGCCUAGGAAUAUUCCAUAUAAAUGCUGUAGCAUCCUGUAUAUUUGGCAAAACUAAUUUCGGAACGUCUUCGGCUUGAACUCUCCAAAGGAAAACAAAUAGAUGAAGUUAUAUUUAUUUUUACCAAUUUAUUUGGAACAGAAUUACUGUGUAUGAGCACAGCUUAGGCCAUAUUAUGUAUCUUCCACCAUAAAUCAGAGAUGGGUGAUGCUCUUAGUUGGCUUUUUUAUUACAGAGCAUGUGAAUGUCAGGCUUUGUCUUGCAAGCUGCAUAUUGACCUAUGCUGUGUAACUCUGUGUAUACGGUCAUUGGUAGCAGACUUAAUCGACUGUAUUCAGGACAUUUCCAAUGGCUCAGCUGAAGGUUUCACUGAUUAAUAGAGACUGCAACUGCAGAUACAAAGAGACCACUAUCUGGUUAGAAUACAGUACAAGCAAUUAUGUGUUUAUCAAGGUGUUGAAACUUUAAGGUCAGAAAAACACCCGCAGCGGUUCUAUCUCUAACUGUCAAUGUCAAAAGUCAAUGAAGUUGAAGCCAAAACUUGAAGGACUUUGGAGGGUCUUAUUGACCCUGGAGCAACAAACGUUUUUUCUAGUGAAACUUCCAAAAAUAAACUCACAAAAGUGAAUAUACCAAAUAACCCAUGAAGUACCAUACGUAUGAUAAAACAUUUGAAAAAAUAUAUAUGCCUAUAUGUCUGUAUAUAUUGUAUAUUGUGAUUUGUUAUCAAGAUGCACAAACAGCUUUCCAAAGUGCCUUAGAAAGAAAAAAAAGGAAAAAAGCUACCAGUGCAAAUGAGUGUUCAGACAUAAGUAUUGUAUUUACAUUUCAGGAAAUUUUGCAUUGCUUUGAGUGUGAUAUGGAUAUUUUACUUUUUAUCCAAAAGACUUAUUU